This is a messenger RNA of Helobdella robusta, 312 nucleotides long. RefSeq lists its product as hypothetical. NCBI's taxonomy places the organism in Eukaryota, Metazoa, Annelida, Clitellata, Rhynchobdellida, Glossiphoniidae. The transcript has 2 exons. The record is from RefSeq and is a predicted model, not a curated record. Bases 1 to 312 code for a protein of 103 amino acids.
AUGUACAAAGAUGAAGAAAACAUCAGGAAAACGAUUGAUGCCAAUAAAGAGACAUGGACCACAGUUGUCAGAAAGGUUCCAUGCGAGAAUAGGGAUAUAAAAAGUGUGUUCAGACGUGGAAAAAUUAAAAAAGGAGAAAAUAGAAGACCUCUUUUGAAAAAAUUUCUUGAUGGAACACUGAAAAAAAGAGUUUUAGAAAAUUUAUCAAAACUCCGAAAUGCGGACAAAAAUUUUAGUAUGAUAUCGGUGACCCUCAAUAUGACAAACAGAAAGAGACCAAUGCCGAGAGCUAGUGAAGAAGUCAAAAAUUAG